CACCGCUCGACCCUCCAAACAGUUGGUAGGACUCGAUGUUUUGAAGCAGCCGCCGACAGUCCUGCCGAGUCUUUAUGGACAUCUGAGCCACAAGCAGAGUGCGCAACCCCGACGCCAUGGACGAGUCUCAAGAUAUUGUGCACCCGGAGGUGCGGGCACACAUCAACAGUCUCGUCUCUGCGCUCGGAGGCUUUAGUACCUUCGAAGAUGGACGUUACGUCCUGGGUGAUUCUGCCCUGGAGGUCCUCCGCGACCUGAAAAAAUGGAUACGAUUCUACGAUGAGAAGACGAACCGGAUGGACGUCGCCCGAUGCCUCUACGACGCGAAUGUCCUCGAAGGCGACCUCCUGCACAUCCUGGCGUCAUGGCCGGAAAGCGCAACAGACAACAAGUUCAAGUCCAGAGCAGCAUUGGCCUGCAUCGAAAUCCUCGUGCCAAUGACCUGGCCCCUCGAUCGCGACGUUGAGAUAAUGACUGUCAACCACCAUCGACACAUGCCUGUCCUGCAACUCGCUCAGAUCAACUACAAGCGGCUUAUCAUAAACUUCGACGCCGCCCAGAUCCUCCAUACCGCCGUCAGGACGGCGCUUCCGUCCAUGGCUUUGCCUCGAACCGAGCGGACCCCGCGUGAUGAGGGCAUCAUCAAGCUCGUACUCCUCUUCCUUCGGAACAUUGCAAUGAUUGCUCCACCGCCCAACGUCAAGUACGACGGCGACGAAUCACAGAUAUCGCGAUCAGCGCUUCUCGACGCCUUUUCGUACCAGGACAUCCUGCUCACAAUUCUCACUCUGGCCUCCAAUAUGGGCGAAGACUUCAACCAGGAGUGCGUGAUCGUGAUGGAAAUCAUCUUUCAUCUUGUGAAGCGUGUCGACGUGACAAAGCUGUUUAUGGAGGAGAAGGAGCUCAGCAAGACCAAGGCGAACGAGCUUGCUAGCAUGAUGAGUAAAGAGGCCGCGAUGCAUCGACCUUACAACCGGAGAGCACCGUCCAGGCACAACCGGUGGGGCACCAUGAUAUGGAUGGACCGAGGCGAUGGCAAAAUGUCGGUCGUCUCAGGCCAAGACGCACUCCUUGACGCGGCAACGAGGCAGCAAAAAAUGGAUAGUGCAAAGGUGUUCCGACCUCCGAGGCGAGCACGCAAAGACGAGAUGGAGCCCCGUGAGCUUGGCCCGCCAGUAUCUUUGAACACUCGGGCGCGCACGCAGCUUCGUGGUUUCGUCGAAGACUUCCUAGACUCCGGCUUUAACCCAUUAUUCCAUCUCAUAAGGAAGAGGAUGGAGGAACAGCGGGAAUACAUUCUCGAGUAUCACUACCGCCAGUUUUUCUACCUGAUCUCUUGGUUCCUCGAGGCUGAGCGAGUCCGCAAGAAGGCUUCUAAAUCGAGCCAACCGACUCAAGGAGAGUCCGACGUCAGGAGUUACAACCUAGUGGCCAGUGUCCUCAACCAGGAGACCUUUGUCAUGCUGAACCGAUCGAUGUCUGACGCAAUUGAAGGCAAGCGAUGGCAUGAACUCAGUGCAGCCAUGAGAUGCUUCACGCAGAUUCUCCUUACCGUUCAAGACAUGUCCGAGUCAGGCAAUGAAGACGACGAGGAGAUCGCAGACAAUAUUCUGAACCGCAUCUUCUAUGAAGAAGAAACCCACGACAGAGUAGCACAACUCGCGCGGAGCUACAAGGAUCAGGACUUCGAGUACCUCGACGCAUGCAUCGAGCUUACACAUACUUAUAUGCGCGUGCUCGAAGCCUAUUCGAAGCAAAACACAGACUUGCAGAUACGAUCUCGGCGGAGAGUACGGAAGAAGAAGAAGGCGGCCAAAGCUGCGGGUGAGGACGGCGCUGAUGACAUCGCGCCGGACGUGGAGGAUGAUUCUGAGAACGACGGAGCGCACGCGGAGCGUCAGACAAAAGAACGAAAGUUCGAAUUCGCCAGAUUCGCGAAUCGAUUCGUCACCCAGGGUGUUGUCGACACCUUUGUCAGCUUCACGAAAUUCUAUCACGACCUCAACGAGUCGCAACUCAAACGCGCGCAUCGGUACUUUUACAGAGUGGCUUUCAAGCAAGAGAUGAGCGUGAUGCUCUUCCGUGUGGAUAUUAUACACAUGCUCUACAACAUGAUCAAAGGCCCGGAGCCCUUAGACAAGGGCAACAGCACAUACAAGGAAUGGGAGGAGUUGGUGAAGCAGAUAUUGAGGAAGUGUAUGCGCAAGAUCGAGGAUCGUCCGCAGCUCAUCAUCGAGAUGCUCUUCUCCAAGAUCAACGCCACUGUGCAUUAUCUCGAAUUUGGCCAUGAAAAGCAGACGAUAUCGACGUCACAAGUGAAGCCUGCUGCAGAGCUCGAGUUCAAGACAGCUUCCGAACGCGAUAAGCAGAUUGGGAUUGUGGUAGGGACAUUACUCGACAAGAACUUGGCACACCACAUCAAAUGGGUGAAGGAGCAGUUGUCCAGCGCGCUUAGCGAGCGGCAGGCUUGGGAGGCUGCAGAUAAAGCCAUGGCUUCUACAGAAACACCUUCAGCAGCAGUGGAAGGCGUAGAAGAAGGAACACAGCCAGCAGAGAGCGCCACAAAGAAAGAGGCACCUUUAUUCACCGUGCAACCUGGAGACGACGCUCGGCAAACAGCAGUCUUCAAAAAUGGCCACUUGCGACUCUUGAUGAAAUUGGUCGGUAUGGAGCGGCUUGCACCACUGGUCGACGAGACACUUGGGUCGGCCUGGAUUAUUCCGGGUGCAGUCGAAACGGACCACUUGCAAGACUCGUUGGAUUAUAUCAGCCAAGCAGAAUUCGAGCCUCCGACAUUCGAAAAUGGUCUGCUUGCAGAACACCAGCUGCGCCGCAAGACAGCCCCACGUAAGAAGGCUGCAUUCGAUGACGAGGACGAUGUGCUACCAGACAACGAUGACGAUCUCUUGUUUCCUGCUGGCGGGCCAACAGCGAGGAAGUCUACUGCCGAGGAGAAGGAGGCAAAGAAGCAGAUAAUACGCCGAAGACGGAGACGCGACAGCAACGCCGAAGAGCCGACCGAGGAAGAGCUAGCAGAGAAGGCGCGAAUCCGGAGAGAGAAGGAAAAAGAGAAGGCGCGCCGGUUCAAGAGUGACAUUUAUGUGCACGCGAGCGAUGACGAGUCGGACGAUGAGCGCUGGGCCGAGUUCUACGCCAACGAAGAGGCUAUCCGGAAACGGCAAACCAAUACGGUCCUUGGGAUAUCAAAUCCCACAACGGCGGCUGCUUCAACGACCACCACCACCACGACGGCAGAUGUCGGCAAGAAGAAGCGCAAGGCCACGACGGUGCUAUCCGAUGAUGAUGAUGACGAUACCAAUGAGAGUCUUGCGGAAGAGGAUGCCAUGCUCGCGUCUCAGGACUCGCAAGCUUCGAGCCCGCGGGUGCGCUCGAACAGGGAGAAGACCAAGAAGAGCCGCCGACGGCAGAUUUCGGACGAUGAGGAUGACGAUAACAUGUCUUCCUCGUCACCGUCCGAGACAGGCGAGACACCGCUCUCAUCCUCGGACUCAGCGCGUGUAGGAUCCGUAGGCAGCGACGGCGGCGCAAAGCGCCGUCGACUCAUGCUUGAGGCAGCGAAAGCCAAGCUGCCUGAGACCCUGUCCGCUCAUACUGCAGGAGUAGACGAGGAUGACGAGCAUGGCGAAGGUACUUCAUCACCAGCGGUCUUGCCGCCUGGUGAUGAGGAUGUGGCCAUGCGCGACGAGGACGACGAUGAAGACGUGCCAGUCAUCCCCGCCGCGGCUAGUAAGAGAAGAGCUAGGACGCGGGCUGGCUUCAUCGUGGACGACAGCAGUGAUGACGAAUGAGCGCCAUGAUUCCGGAGUGGAGCAAGGACUCGCCUUUGCCGUGUGGAGGAUGAGCGCGAGGUCAUCAGAAUCGCCCCUGACAAACUGUUGUUCUAGGAGCGCUAGCAAGCUGGCUGGGUGGAUGGGGAAGAAAUGGGCACGGCCGGAUCAGGGACCUAUCAAUCUUGUUGUUUUGCAUUAUACCGUGAAUCAUAGCGAAGGGACAUGAACAGAUCAGGAAGUUAUGGAAAUGAAAUCUCAGCUUUUGCAACUGCUCUUUUCCAGAUCCACUGCCGGGUUACAUAUGAAGGGUGGUCGUAAAGUUGAGGCUGGC
Molecule: messenger RNA, 4122 nt
Organism: Microdochium trichocladiopsis
Lineage: Eukaryota; Fungi; Ascomycota; Sordariomycetes; Xylariales; Microdochiaceae
Product: timeless protein-domain-containing protein
Exons: 3
Coding region: 117-3809 (1230 amino acids)
Biological process (GO): replication fork arrest; DNA replication checkpoint signaling; DNA repair
Cellular component (GO): replication fork protection complex
Molecular function (GO): DNA binding
Source: RefSeq, a predicted model, not a curated record